Pistacia vera is the source of this 613-nucleotide messenger RNA. RefSeq names its product 2-alkenal reductase (NADP(+)-dependent)-like. The record is from RefSeq and is a predicted model, not a curated record. Gene Ontology annotation, molecular function: 2-alkenal reductase [NAD(P)H] activity. Bases 69 to 566 code for a protein of 165 amino acids. The transcript is spliced from 2 exons. NCBI's taxonomy places the organism in Eukaryota, Viridiplantae, Streptophyta, Magnoliopsida, Sapindales, Anacardiaceae.
AAAAAAAAAAAAACAUUACAGAUUUGAGUAGUGAAAAAUUAAAGCAAAGCAAAGAAAAACAAGCAAUAAUGGCAGGUGGAGGAGAAGUGAUUGACAACAAGCAAGUGAUAUUGAAGCAACUCGUCAAUGGAGCUCCGAAAGAAUCUGACAUGGCGGUGAAUACAAGUUCUAUAUCUUUGAAAGUAGAGGAAGGCUCAAAUGGUCUUGUUGUGAAGAAUCUUUACUUGUCUGUUGAACCUUAUGUGAAAAUCCGCAUGAAGAAGUUUGAACAUCCUGAUUUCUCUUCCUUCACGCCUGGCUCUGCAAUGGAUGGGUUUGGAGUGGCAAAAGUUGUGGAUUCAGGGCGUCCGGAAUUUCAGAAAGGGGAUCUAGUUUGGGGAAUAGUUGGAUGGGAAGAAUACAGUGUGAUUAAGAAUCCUGAAAGCUUCUUCAAAAUCCAUCAUGCUGAUGUUCCUUUGUCCUACUAUACUGGAAUUCUUGAUGAGUUUUUCCCUCUGUUGAUGAUCUCAGGAUUUUCUAUUUGGAAUAACUUGACAAUUAAAGGGGAAACAAGUAAUAUGAAUUGAUAGCAAAUUGUUUGUUCUUUUUAUUUCGUUUUGUGCAUAGGUAUGCC